AUGCCUUCUAUUCAAGAUUCAACUAUCCUUAUUAUUGGUGGUAGCUCUGGAAUAGGCUAUGGGGUUGCGGAGAAGUGUCUUACAGAGGGAGCCAGAGUUCACAUUGCUUCCUCGAACGAGUCCCGUGUUCAGUCAAGCACCAAGUCACUGAGGGAGAAGAUCAGCAAUGCUCCAAUUUUCGGUCAUGUCUGUGACCUUUCCGGCGCUGAUGUCGAGGAGAAUCUUGAGCAGCUACUUAGCACCGUUGCCCCGAUCGACCACAUUGUUUUCACCGCUGGUGAUAGCCUUGCUGUCAUGCCAUUGGGCAGCAUUAAUCUGGAUCUGAUACAGCGAGCUGGGCAUAUCCGUUUCGCCGUGCCUCUGUUGAUGGCGAAAGUCGCGCCACGAUUCCUGAAACCUGGUUAUCAAUCCUCUAUAACUUUGACCACGGGAGCUGGCUCCCAGAAGCCAUCCCCCGGCUGGUCAUUGGUUGCCGGCUAUCUGACUGGCUUGCAUGGACUAACCCGCAACCUGGCCUUGGACCUCAAACCGCUCCGUGUGAACCUGGUGAGCCCUGGGGUGGUAGUGACUCCUUUGUGGGGGCAGGGCGGAGUACCGGAUGAGAUGAAAAAUUACACCACGCUGGGUAAAGUGGGUACACCGGACGAAGUUGCAGAAGCCUACGUUUAUCUGAUGAAGGACACCAAUGCCACUGGGAGCUGUAUUAGUACCAAUGCAGGAUCACUUCUGCUGUAG
Aspergillus udagawae is the source of this 735-nucleotide messenger RNA. RefSeq lists its product as uncharacterized. The record is from RefSeq and is a predicted model, not a curated record. NCBI's taxonomy places the organism in Eukaryota, Fungi, Ascomycota, Eurotiomycetes, Eurotiales, Aspergillaceae. The coding region runs from base 1 to 735 and encodes 244 amino acids. Gene Ontology annotation, molecular function: oxidoreductase activity. The transcript has a single exon.